AGGCGGCGGGGGAAGGAGGAGGAGCUCCGGCUGUGCUCUCUCCCUGCAGCGGCUGCGCGUCUCAGCGCUUGUCUGGUUCCCACCCCUUUUAAAUAAGCCGGUCUGGUCACAGCCCUCACAGACUAGUUGGCUCCGGGGAGGCGGCGGCGGCCGGCGGGGGUGCAGCCGGGGCCGGGCCCCUGCCCGGGGCCCGGCGGCUGGGCGGACAGGAGAGCGGCGGGCGAAGUCGCGUCUGCAUCUGCGGCACAGCCCCGGCAUAGCCCGGGGCUGCCAGUGCCCGCCGCGCCAUUGUUGGGGGAGGGGGCGGCUUCUGAGCUCGGCGGAGUCAGGGGACGAGCGGAGGCGGCGGCGGCGAGGAGUGAAGGCGCCCCAUGGGGAACUCGCUGUCUUGUUGCCUGUGCCCCAAUGCCAGCCCCAAGGUGGGCCGGCGCAGGGGGUCAGCGGAGCCGGACUGUGAGGCUGAGGUCUACAAGGCGGCGGCCGGGAACGCGGUGGCAGUAGCUCCGGCGGCAGCUACCGUGGAACCCGCCGAGUUGGAUUUCGCAGGUGGCGAAGGCCACCACCUGCAGCAGAUCAGCGACCGGGAGAUGCCCGAAGACUUAGCUUUGGAACCAAACCCUUCUGACCACCCAAGGCCAAGCACAGUUUGUCUGAGCAAAUCUCAAACAGAGGUGCGGGAAAAGACGAAGAGCAACCCUUUAAACCAUGUAUCUCCAGGGCAGCUUACUAAAAAGUAUAGCUCAUGCUCAACAAUAUUUCUAGAUGACAGCACAGUCAGCCAGCCUAAUCUUAGAACCACAGUAAAAUGUUUGACCUUAGCAAUAUAUUACCACAUAAAGAACAGAGAUGCAGAUAGAUCCUUGGAUAUUUUUGAUGAGAGAUUACAUCCACUCACACGAGAAAAGGUUCCAGAGGAAUACUUCGAGCAUGAUCCUGAACACAAAGUCAUUUACAGAUUUGUUUAUACUCUUUGUAGUGCCACACAUCUAACUGCUGAAACUGCAGUAAUAACUUUGGUUUACUUAGAAAGGCUUUUAACUUAUGCUGAGAUCGACAUUUGCCCCACUAACUGGAAAAGAAUUGUUUUGGGAACCAUUCUUCUUGUCUCCGAGCUUUGGGACGAUCAGGCUGUAUGGGAUGUGGUCUACUGCCAGAUCCUCAAGGACAUUACAGCUGAGGACAUGAAUGAGAUGGAAAGGCACAUCCUGGAGCUACUUCAUUUGGACAUUAUUGUUCCUUUCAGUGUGUAUGUCAAACACUACUUUGACCUUCGCUCCUUAGCAGAUGACAACAACCUGAAUGUUCUAUUCACUCCUCUUAGCAAAGAAAGAGCACAGAGCUUAAAGGCCAUUUCCAGAUUGUGUGACGACGAAUACAAAGACGUGUGUAGAGCUGCUAUGAGAAGGUCUUUCAGCGCUGAUAAUUUCAUUGGUAUUCGGCGCUCCAAUGCCAUCCUCUCUUAAGGGAGAAGUGAGGGGUUGUAACAUCAUAAACCCCUCGAAACAAGGACUGGAGAAACAGCACCUCUCCUGCUCAGAAACCAGCAAAGUUAGUAUUUUCACCUUAAAGAAAGACAUUGAAUUCAAGAGACUCAUGGACAAGCGAAGAUUAUGCUCAUAGGAAAGAACGGGACCUCGUCAAUGUAACACGCUCUUCUGUCCUUUUUAUUGUAAACAGAGUUACAAAAACCACUCCAAAGCUAAAAACUCCCAAUCCAUGCACAGAUAUCUGCUCCCAAUCUACACACAGAUAUCUGAUACCUGAGAACUAUCUGAGGUUUUUUAAUUAAUAGCUUAAAUUUUUAGACUUUAAAGACACUAACUAUAUAACUUCUAUGUUUUUCUUGCCUCACUGUCCCAUACUGCUGCAUAUUCCUUUAGAAUCAGUGCAGUAUUACCAUCAAAAAAUGGGACUCCAAAAA
Molecule: messenger RNA, 1921 nt
Organism: Balaenoptera acutorostrata (minke whale)
Lineage: Eukaryota; Metazoa; Chordata; Mammalia; Artiodactyla; Balaenopteridae
Product: cyclin-Y-like protein 1
Exons: 10
Coding region: 372-1463 (363 amino acids)
Biological process (GO): regulation of canonical Wnt signaling pathway; regulation of cyclin-dependent protein serine/threonine kinase activity
Cellular component (GO): plasma membrane
Molecular function (GO): cyclin-dependent protein serine/threonine kinase activator activity; protein kinase binding
Source: RefSeq, a predicted model, not a curated record